Messenger RNA from Prorocentrum cordatum, 1563 nucleotides. Lineage: Eukaryota; Dinophyceae; Prorocentrales; Prorocentraceae. The record is from the annotation of a GenBank genome assembly.
GAGAACAACAACAAAGAAGAACAAGAUGCGUACCGUCACGUCGUCAGCUCUUGAAUCCUGGCCUUUGCCAUCUCCAUCUCCAUUUCCCAGGCGAUGCCGUGAACAUCGAGCUCAGAUCUGCUUGCGAGCGAGGUGCAGACGAGGCACGCAAUCGGGAGCUCAAAAGCUCAACACCGUUGCUGCGGGCGGCAGGCGGUGAAAGGCCCUGCAGCUCCUGCAGGAAGCGCAGUCGCCAGAUCCGAGCCUCAAGCUCGGGAGAAACAAGCCGCCGGCAGGCGUGUGAAACUGUGGGCGACGAACACGCUCCUGCAGGAAGCGCAGUCGCCAGAUCCGAGCCUCAAGCUCGGGGGAAACCAGCCGCCAGCAGAGAACCCUGGAUCCCAGCCCUUUCCGGAAAAAGCUCAAGUGAGCUUCACUUAGGCACACCCCAGACGCACAGUGUGCUUCAUGCACUCGAGGCCACCAACUCGGCAAGACGCCCCCCAGCCCCGUAAGGACGCCAACACGGCCUCCAGAUGGAAUGCAACGAUUGGUGCCAAACCUCGUCAAAGCCAUGCACCGAACAAAAACUGAUCGCAGAUCUUCGUGCAAAUUUCCCUGCGGGGGUGCGCGCCGUGACUCCCGCUCUGCGGGCUCAAUACAUUGCAAGCGGCGCGUCCAAAAAAAAUGUUCAUUGAGCUCAACCGCGCGGGAGCUCCCGACGUCUUAGCUUCAAUCAAUUUCCCCUGCUCGCGCGGCCAGGCCAAAAGACCCUGAUCUGUUCUUAUUGUGCGGGCGCGGCAGAUGAUGGACGUACGCGGCUGCACCCGCGCGCCGAACUAGAUCCCCUGCAAGGACAAGAGGCGCCCUGAGGAGACAGGAGAAUGGAGAGACGAGGAUGACUUUCUCGAGGGGAGGAAGAGGCAGAGCUGGACGUGGCGGCGGAGGACCGCCCCCAGAUGCUCUUUUGGCAUCGUGUUCUCUGCGGCGGCUGCCCAGGGACAGCGCGCACGCCUCAGAUGGUCGCCCCGCGCUGGGCCAGCGGGCCGGAUGGCACGCUCAGCACCCGGCCGACUCAGCGAAGCAGCAGUUGCCCGGGCAGCGGUCACAAUUACAACCGGCGCCCUGAGCGCGACCGGAGCGGCUGCUCUGCAGCUCCAGCCACGCCGACUGCUCACCUUGGGAAGCCGCUGGAAGGCCGCCUUGAGCUUGACGUCCGCGAGUUCCGCCGUCAGCUCUUGGAUCCUGGCCUUCGCCGUCUCCGUGUCCAUCGCAACCUCGAGCGCAGGUCUGCUUGCGAGCGAGGCGCAGACGAGGCACGCAAUCGCGAGAACGCGAAAGCUCAUCAUCGCUGCUGCGGGCGGCAGGCGGUGAAAGCGCGGCGCGCAAACGACGGCGCAAAGUGUUACCAAAGGAGUGGGGAUAGCUUGGUCCAGGAUGGCAGCGGAAGGAACCUGGCACAGCGAGGCAGGCGAGGGGACAUGCCGAUGUAGAGGCCCGCAAACUUCAAAUCGAGACGCCAACUGACAGCUACCAUGACCCUCGAUGGAUCCAUCCACCAUGCUCGAUACUCCAUGGAGAGUC